AUGGAACUACAGAAGACCGACAACGAAUUUAACAGUGGACUCGCAGACAACGAAUACGAACCAUUCCGACAUCGUCGCGUGAAGAAACCAAACUCCACCAAUGGCACGAUCAUUCACAUGCUCAAAGGAUCGCUUGGAACCGGUAUCCUGGCAAUGCCAUCCGCCUUCCGGAACGGUGGGCUAGUGUUUGGAGUUAUCGGCACUACACUCGUGGGAAUAAUCUACGCUCACUGCGUGUAUCUGCUGGUAUCAACAUCGCAAAAAUCGUGCAAACGAACUCGCGUGCCCGUACUCGGGUUCUCGGAAACAGCCCAAAGCGUCUUCCGCCAUGGUCCGAUUGCGACACAACGUUUCGGAAAUGCGGCCAAGGCAUACAUCGAUUACUCCUUGCUGAUCGUCAGCUUCUUUUCGGUUUGCGUAUAUCUGCUGUUCAUUGCAACAACACUGCGAGAUGUAGUCAACACUGAACUCGGCAUCGACUGGGACACUCGUAUCUAUAUCCUGCUGACGGCGCUUCCGUUAAUCUUCGUUACGCAAGUGCGCGAUCUACGAUAUCUGGUACCAUUUUCAGCCCUUGCCAACAUGCUGAUAUUGGUUACGUUCGGCAUCACACUGUACUACAUAUUUCGCGAGCCGAUAGACCUUUCGAAACGUGAACUAUUUCCGGAAAUUACCGCACUGCCUUCGUUCUUUGGAACGGUCGUGUAUGCAGUGGAAGGGAUCGGCGUGGUGCUUCCGGUUGAAAAUAAGAUGAAACACCCGCAGCACUUUCUCGCCUGUCCAGGUGUUCUUAGCAUCGUGCUCAGCUUUAUCACCGUCCUGUACAAUGUGACGGGAUUUUUCGGUUACGCACGUUACGGACCUGGCACGCGAGCUUCAGUGACGUUAAACCUACCAAGUGAAGAGAAACUUGCCUUAUCGACACAACUGCUAGCUGCACUGGCCAUACUUUUCACACUCGGUAUCUACUACUACGUGCCAAUGGACAUACUUUGGCGCAAGGUGAAACAUCGCUUCCCAGCCGAACGGCACAAUGUCGCACAGAUCGGAAUACGAUUCAGCAUUCUGGUUGCAAUGACGGGACUGGCGCUGGGCGUACCGGAACUGGAACCAUUUAUCGGACUGGUCGGUUCAAUCUGUUCGGCCACCCUCGGACUACUGACGCCGAUAGUGCUGGAUACGGUGUUCCGAUGGUCCACUCCCGGUGCAUUUGGCGUUUUUCAGUGGCGGCUGGUAAAAAACAUCAUCCUGUUGGCGUUUGGCCUGUUCAUCCUCGUUGUUGGAACAUAUUUCAGCAUCAAAGAUAUCGUCGAUAUCUACGGAUAG
Messenger RNA from Anopheles marshallii, 1326 nucleotides. RefSeq names its product proton-coupled amino acid transporter-like protein CG1139. Gene Ontology annotation, biological process: amino acid transmembrane transport. The transcript is spliced from 7 exons. The record is from RefSeq and is a predicted model, not a curated record. Lineage: Eukaryota; Metazoa; Arthropoda; Insecta; Diptera; Culicidae. Gene Ontology annotation, molecular function: amino acid transmembrane transporter activity. Gene Ontology annotation, cellular component: vacuolar membrane. Bases 1 to 1326 code for a protein of 441 amino acids.